Molecule: messenger RNA, 2175 nt
Organism: Closterium sp. Naga37s-1
Lineage: Eukaryota; Viridiplantae; Streptophyta; Zygnematophyceae; Desmidiales; Closteriaceae
Source: the annotation of a GenBank genome assembly
AUGUGGCACGAAGCGUAUCCAGCAUCUUCCUCCAUCGCCUCCUUUCUCGACUCCCCUCACAAUCCCCUUUCCCUUCAUCCCCACUUGUUCCCUUGCCCCCAACCCCCCCGUUUCACCCCUUUCCUCCUUGCAGCAUCCAGUCGUUCCAUCGUGACCGGCAGGAGGGGAGCCAUGGGCCCCAUACCUGAGAGCACGUUGGGGGAUGGGACAAACUCUUUCCUCUCGUUCAUUCGCCCCAUCGUGAUCGGCAGGAGGGGCGCCAUGGGUUCCAUGCCUGAGAGCACGUUGCCGGAUGGGACCCUUACUCGUCUUGCUCCCCCACUCAACCAACCACCCUUCCAUUUCCCCCUUUUUCCCCUUAUCCACACUCUUGCAGCCUCCAGUCGCCCCAUCGUGAUCGGCAGGAAGGGCGCCAUAGUUCCCAUGCCUGAGAGCACGCUGGGGGAUGAAAUCCUUACUCCCUCCUCUCGCCCCAUCGUGAUCGGCAGGAGGGGCGCCAUGGGACCCAUGCCUGAGAGCACGUUGGAAGGAUAUGAGAGGGCCAUAGCCGAUGGAGCGGACUACGUGGAAUGCAAUGUCAUCUGCACGGCAGACUCGGAGCUGAUCUGCUGGAACGACCUAGAUUUGACCCUCGUGACGAACGUGGCACACCACCCGGAGCUGAGUCAACUCAAGUCAACGGCGGUCAUAGAGGGGCAGGAGGUGGAGGGAUUCUUCGCGUUCAAUUUCACGUUCGAGCAGAUCCAGAUUCUCAGAGUGGAGCAGCGAUACCAGUGGCGGGACAAGACCCUUCACGGCCGUUUAUCCAUCCCCACUCUCUCUGCUGUGCUCGCCCUCGUUCUCUCCUCCAAUCAAAACCCCGAGCUGCUCGCUGCUAGAGGCAACCGACCCGUGGGGCUGAUGCUGGAACCCAGAUACCCUGAAUUCCACGAGUUCAUCGGGUGCCCUUUACUCGAGUCGCUCCUCACUCUUCUCAGCGUUAACAACCUGCAGCCACCUCCCCGCCCUUCCAACCCCUUCAACACCCUCACCGCUUCCUCCGCCCCCACUGCCUCUUUGAGUGACCGCCUUGCUAGCAUCAGCACCACCACCAUUUCUACUCACAAUGCUCCUGCAGCUGGUGCUGCUACGGCCGGGGGGCGGAUUGUGCUGGACACAGCAGUGCACCUGGUGGUGAUAGAGGCGAGGAGCGCCUCUGCUCUGGUCUACUGCAGCCAACGCACCUCCAUUCCCCUCGUGCAGAUCCUGGAGGCGGGGUGGGACGAGCCAUCCGACACCAACCCCAUCCUGCAGGCCCCGCCUCCUUCCUGCCCUCCAACCGCUUCCCUGCAAGCCUGCAUCCUGGACGCCAUAUCACUCUACGCCGUGGCCAUCGCACCAGAGAAGCAUCUGGUGCUGCCGGUGGAGUCGUGGCACAAGAAGCUGCUCAACCAGACGGAUCUCGUCUCCCUCGCGCACCACCCAGCCCGCCAGCUCGCCGUGUUACCCUGGCCUUUUGCAAACGACUGGAUUUUCCUAUCGCUGAGCUAUGAAUUGGACCCACUGAACGAGUAUGCCAUGUUUGUGGAGGCGGUGGGAGUGGAUGGGCUCUUCUCUGACUUCCCCGCCACCGCCCUUAAAUACCUCCGGUCUCGGGACUGCCUGGCAGCAGCACCAGGAGUGCUGGGUGCGUUGGUGGCGGCACCAAGAAAACGAGGCCUAGCAGAUCUCCUGAUCUUAGCUGUCAUCAUCACCAUUGCGGUUCUCCCCAUGGCUGUGUGGACACUCUAUGCCAUGCACAAGUGGAGGCAGACGGAGCAGCAUCUGCACUGGCAGGAGUUUGCCACCAUCCACUCCCACGGCCCCACCACGGCCUCGGAACGACAACCCCUCACUGCCCUCGCUGCUGACUCUGACCUUAGCCCUUCCUCCACUGCCGCUGCCGUUGCCGCUGCUGGUGGUGGUGCUGCUGCUGUUGUUGCUGGUGGUGGUGCUGGUGAUAUGAGUCCUUCUGCCCUGUUUUCUCCCCGCUUCAGCGCAUUGCAGCACCACCGCCCGUCCUCUCCCCCGCCGUUGCCACCCGGGCUAGGGGGCGUGGAGGAUGGGUCAGUGUUGUCCUCAGCAAUGGCUGGUGGAGGGCGGUCGAGAGGGGGUAGGAGAAUCAGAGCCAUGGACUUUGGGGAAGAGGACUGGUAG